GUAGGAAGCCAACGAGAGUUUGACAGUUUAUUUAAAUGUACAACAUUGUAACGUUAGCAUUGCUAUUUGUAAAAAAUAAUACAGUAACUUUCGAUUAAAUAUUCUCAGGUGUUGGUAUUUCCCAUCCUACAUCCAACGAUACGCGAGGUUACGACCUACAGCAUUGGCAGUCAUCAUAAGUUAAAACUAAACUAGAUUUAUAUCUUAAUUUAUCAGUUAGCUAGCUAGCUCAGGGAUUGAUUUACAAUGGAAGAGGUAGUAAUCUGAACAUGUGCUAGCCACAUCACUUUUCUGCUCUGCAAACUGCUCGUUUGUUGCUAUACCAAAUGGUGCGGCUAGCUUGCAAGUCGAGUUGCUCAACGCAUGCUAGUAACAGCAGUACUAGCUAGCUACGUUUGUGUUGCUUGAUGAUGCGACUUUGUUUUCUAGACUCUGAAGACCCGUCCAGCCCGUCUCCAUCCUGCUCCACCAAAACCCAACCCACGGUGUCCCCGGGUCCUGACAGGAACCAUGGUGACCAGGAGGACAGUAACCAUGGUGAUCAGAAAGACAAACAGCAAGGUCAGGAGAGGGUUACAGUGAGUCUGGACAUCAACAGUGAAACACCAACAUUUAAUAUCGUAGUCAAAGAAGAAGAAGACUGGGAACUAGAUAAUACAGGAGAGAGUCCUAGCCAUCACUCUGCAGCCGGGGAGAGUCCCUCUACAUCAGGAGAACCUGAACAACACCAGAUGAAACGCAGAACGAGGCAGAAAAAGACCCACCCAUGCCCAGAUUGUGGGAAACACUGCCAGACAUUAUCGGCACUACAAAUACACAUGAGAACCCACACAGGAGAGAAGCCUUACACCUGCUCUGAGUGUGGGAAGGGCUUCACUCAUCAGUGUAGUUUGAGAUGCCACCACCUGAAGAAACACUCUGAACAGAUUAAAACUGACCCGGAUGACACGAUUGGCUGCUGCUGUGGACAAGAGUUCUCUUCCAAGAAUGUUCUGGAGGUUCACUUGAAGACAAACACUGGAGACAAGCCUUACACCUGCUGUGUGUGUAAGAAGACCUUUACUCAUAAAGCAUUACUGAAAGUACACCAGCGAUCCCACACAGGAGAGAAGCCUUUCUCUUGCUCUCUGUGUGAGAAGAGUUUUACUCAAAAAGGAAAUUUGACAACACACGAGAAGUCGCACGCCGGAGAGAAACACCCUUGCUCAGUCUGUGGAAAGAGUUUCACUCAGAAAGGCUAUCUGAAGAUUCAUCAGCGGCUUCACUGUUCCGAAGGGGAGUUGAGUUCCUCUGUAUCAAGAGCACUUGAACACCGACAGAGGAGAGCGAAGGCGACUCACAGAUGCCCAGACUGUGGGAAGGAGUUCCCUCAAACAUAUUACCUGGACAGACACAUGAGAACACACACAGGAGAGAGGCCUUACCAGUGCUCUGUGUGUGGGAUGAGUUUCACGCAGAAAGGAAAUUUAAAAACGCAUCAGAAAGUGCACACUGGAGAUUAUCCCAGCUCCUGGUCCACUGGUGAGGGGAGUCCCUGUACAUCGGGAGAAGCGGAACAACACCAGGAGAACCACGCGGACGUCACAUCUCACGGCUGCCUCGUGUGCGGCGAGGAACACUCUAACCUCCCAGAACUACACAAACACAUGAGAUCUCACACGGGAGAAAAGCGCCUCGCCUGCCCUGUGUGUGGCAAGACUUACCCCAGAGAAUUUGACCUCAAAGUCCACCUCAGAACACACACAGGAGAGAAACCCCACGAGUGCAUCGAAUGCGGCAAGAGCUUCGUUCGUAAACAAGGGCUCCGGCAGCACCAGAGGACACAUGACGCCAAGCCCAUCGGACCGACCCGCCAGUUAGGCAGGCCAAAGCAGUUAACCAGGGCUCAAAUGUCCAAGAAAGUGCCAAAGAUGGAGAGUGACGCAGGACUGCCAGUACUAUGACAAUUAGCUGCAACUUUGUCUCUUAGUAGGUAGAGUUCUUCUUCUCGCUGAAGCUGUGUCUGUGUUGUCGCCAUCUCUGAUCAGUUAGAUAAUCAUGCUAACUCUCACUCAUCUCAUCAAUCAACAUAUUAUGAUCAACAAAAUGGGGGGGAGGGUUCGAUUUUUCAUCAAUGCUGUGAUGGUGCUAAGAAAUCAACCGUGACUUGUAGCCCACUUGUGAAAUGUUCCUCACUGAGAAUAACCAUGUCAUGAUUAAUAAAGUAGCAUUCUGGUUA
Oncorhynchus mykiss (rainbow trout) is the source of this 2218-nucleotide messenger RNA. RefSeq lists its product as uncharacterized. Gene Ontology annotation, cellular component: nucleus. NCBI's taxonomy places the organism in Eukaryota, Metazoa, Chordata, Actinopteri, Salmoniformes, Salmonidae. Gene Ontology annotation, molecular function: RNA polymerase II cis-regulatory region sequence-specific DNA binding; DNA-binding transcription activator activity, RNA polymerase II-specific. The record is from RefSeq and is a predicted model, not a curated record. Gene Ontology annotation, biological process: regulation of transcription by RNA polymerase II.